AAGAGCGCGUAAACCCAGCUGUUUCGAACGAUACUUUAAACCCUGAAAUAGUUAGGUACUCCAGAUGUGUAUUUUUAUCAUAAGGUUAUCAUAACUUUUGACAACUAUUAUGUUAGCUAUAAGACCGAAUGUCUCAGAUUUGUUUGAGCUAUUCGAUCAGCAACGCUCCCUGUUGUUUCGUGCUGUUUGACCCUGUGUUUUGGAUUAAAGCUUUAGUUUUUGCAAGUAUUAACUACACUGUGCUCGAGAGGGCGUAAUCUCAUCAAUUUUUAAAAUGAGGACUACCUCAGUCCAUUAUUGAGUUCUUCAUGCUGGACAUCAUUUCUUUCAACAGCGUUGGUUGUUUCCAUGUUCCUGUCAUGGGGCCCUCAACUUUCGCUGGUUGUCAAUAGUAAUGCUGGUUCAAAAUCCUACUCUACCAUGGUUUGCAGUCACUGGUGAUUAUUGUCCAUCCUCCUCUACUCAAUCUGCUCAAACCCAACAUUUCGCACAAGUUUUUGGAUUGUCUGUGCCAAUCAGAAGAGUACUGAGUCCCAAACAGUCACUAACUCACUCUCAUUUCGCAUUAUUUCCAACUUGUCAAAGUGUUGACACUCAAAGUCGUCAUCAAUUGAGCUCUGGAGAUCACUGUUCAAAUAUCAUUACACCUGUAAUCGUCACUAUGCCUCGUCACUCACGUUCAAAUGGAAACCAGGAUAUGGAUCUACCAGUUUUCACAGAACCACUUGGUCCAAUUGCAACUGGAUGUAAACGUGAUGCUUCUGCACUGUCAGCAAAUUGUACUAUCCCCCCCAUUACGACAACAGCUAACAUUCCAUUGGAUACUAACGAUCAGUGCACUAUUUAUCUCCCACCAAAACCUAAAGAAUCGGAGAGAAUGAUGCAUAUUCAACGGUGGGUGAAUCAUCUUCCUUGGAAUCUAAAUAAUGUGUGCGAUGCCUCUGGUCGGUCUCAUGUACCCUAUCCCAUUCCUGUUCGUUCUCACAUAGACGAUGAUCGUGAAUUAACUCCCCCUCCUGGUCGAACUUACUUAACUAGAUUACCAUUUACACCCGAGGAACAACAAGCCAUGGUCCGAUUCUUUCCUUCCCAUACAAGUCAGUUUCGGCACCAGCAUCAGACACACGCUCUUCCGGAUCCCCAACCUAGAUAUCACAACUUCCCGAAUCAUUGUCCGAAUCAACAAACAUCCAAUAAUCAUCAAUUUUCUUCAUCCCAGAGACCUAGUCAGGAAGCCUGUAAUGUCUUUCCUUCCGUUAGAAAUAUUCCUGAGUAUGUCAAUGAGAAUAACCGAAAACGUGGACAAGAAGAUAUCGGAGGUAGUCGAUUAUUUGCAGAUUGGGAGACCAGACUAAUUAGCCGACUUUUUAAAGAGUUCUUCCAUGGAAAUCCUAAACCUAAUGGUGUAUGCGGUACACUGCCUUCUCUUAGUGAAGUUCGAUCUCGUAUAGCUUCUUCACGAUUGAAAGAAACAAGAACAGCUACAGCUGUCAGAUCCAAAAUUCGUCGAAUGCAAUCAUCCGGUACAUGGUUAAAGUAUCAAUGAUAACUGUAUUUUCCACUGUCUAAAACCCUUUUAAUAGUCCUUUUGUAUUAAGCGAGUAAUGGUGCUCAAUUGUUAAAAGCCUGUAGACAACAAUAAAAAAACAAAUAGCGCUCAAAUAAUAUAUAUACAUGGUUUCAAACCGGAAUUUCUCUCAUUCUACGUCAUUGUUCUAGUUUUCCAGUCAAUCUUUAUAGUUCAUAUUUCAACCGUAUCAUUCCAGAAUACAUAUGUAUGUAUGUCCGAUCCUUUUACUGUAACCUUACUGUUUGCAGAAAUAUAAAUCUACUAAUCACGUACAAUAUAUUUAUAUAUAAAAUAUGUAUGUAUGCAAAAGCAAUUUACUUGAUGACAACAUAUGCUGUUUAUAGCUCCCGUGUUCUUUCUGACCUUCAAUAUACCAAUGUUUGAAACUUAUCCUGCCCUAUUUAAUACUUUAUGUACUCUCAUAUUUAUUUCUGUCUUCUUUCUCAUUCGUUUAUUUGUGGUACUUCGUACAGUAUUAUCAUUUUAUAUACAUUCAUAUAUUAUCACCAUUAUCAGCGUUUUGUUUCGAAGUUUUCUUUAUCUCUAUAAUUUGUCUCUUAUAUCAUGUGUUAUUAGAUAUCAAUUGUGCAUAUCAACUCUUCUUGUUUGUUUGUUUCCGUUUCUUGUAUGUUAAUUUGUUUCUGAAAGGUUAUUACCACUUAUCUUGGGUUUUUUUUUUCAUUCUGUGUAUACGAGAAACAAGAAAUCAAUGUAAUAAACCUUGUCUUCAUUCUGUUUUAUAACAAGGGUAGCCUGGUUUUCUAAUUUAUUGGUUAAUAAUACUAAUAAUAACGAUCUCUUAAAUAAAAUUUCUCGUAGAAGCUGUUCAAUUAUUUCAACUGCUAUCUAUUAUAAAUGUAUCAUAGAAUUUAGAUUUGUUUGAUGUACAUGUGUUUCAAGUUAAUUCGAAAAAUAAUAACUCAUUCUUGAUCUACAUUCGAUACGUUUUCUCUGUGAGUAAUCUAAAGUGCAUAGUGAUAAGAAUGUUAUAUGAUAAUCAGUAAUUUUUCAAGACUUGU
Schistosoma intercalatum is the source of this 2589-nucleotide messenger RNA. The record is from the annotation of a GenBank genome assembly. NCBI's taxonomy places the organism in Eukaryota, Metazoa, Platyhelminthes, Trematoda, Strigeidida, Schistosomatidae.